This is a messenger RNA of Oldenlandia corymbosa var. corymbosa, 321 nucleotides long. The record is from the annotation of a GenBank genome assembly. NCBI's taxonomy places the organism in Eukaryota, Viridiplantae, Streptophyta, Magnoliopsida, Gentianales, Rubiaceae.
AUGAUCAGCGUUCUUGCUCGGGAGCGGCUAAUUGGGUUCGCACUGGGGACGGCAGUGGCAGGAGUUGUGGUCUUUGACCAGCGUAAAAGAAUCCAUGCUUCAAUCGCUGAUACUUAUUCGAAAUUGUAUCCUCAGUAUCGGGCCUCUACUUUCAGUUCAUUUGUGAGUACUCAUAGCAAAAACUUUCAUUCGAACUUGUUCCAGUUAAAAGUGCCCAUUGCUGAGAAAGAGCCGGGUCCUGAUUUCGGUCAUAUGUGGAACAAGGCAGUGGAUCAGACAUUUGGACCUGUGAUUCAAUCUCUUAGCUCACGUGGAUGGUAG